Lipotes vexillifer (Yangtze River dolphin) is the source of this 1068-nucleotide messenger RNA. It is a transcript of the gene TGDS, whose product is annotated as TDP-glucose 4,6-dehydratase. The transcript is spliced from 12 exons. Gene Ontology annotation, molecular function: dTDP-glucose 4,6-dehydratase activity. The record is from RefSeq and is a predicted model, not a curated record. Gene Ontology annotation, biological process: nucleotide-sugar metabolic process. Lineage: Eukaryota; Metazoa; Chordata; Mammalia; Artiodactyla; Lipotidae. Bases 1 to 1068 code for a protein of 355 amino acids.
AUGUCGGCUGCGGGACGGCCCGAGCCCUUGCGUCCUCCCGACGGCUUUGCGAAGCGGGUCCUGGUGACCGGGGGUGCUGGUUUCAUUGCAUCACAUGUGAUUGUCUCCUUAGUAGAAGAUUAUCCAAACUAUAUGAUCAUAAAUCUAGACAAGCUGGAUUACUGUGCAAGCCUGAAGAAUCUUGAAACCAUUUCUAAUAAACAAAAUUACAAAUUUAUACAGGGUGACAUAUGUGAUUCUCACUUCGUGAAACUACUUUUUGAAACAGAGAAAAUAGACAUAGUACUACAUUUUGCUGCACAAACACAUGUAGAUCUUUCAUUUGUCCGUGCCUUUGAGUUUACGUAUGUUAAUGUUUAUGGCACUCACGUUUUGCUAAGUGCUGCUCAUGAAGCCAGAGUGGAGAAAUUUAUUUAUGUCAGCACAGAUGAGGUCUAUGGAGGCAGUCUUGAUAAGGAAUUUGAUGAAUCUUCUCCCAAACAACCUACAAAUCCCUAUGCAUCAUCUAAAGCAACUGCUGAGUGUUUUGUACAGUCUUACUGGGAACGAUACAGGUUUCCAGUUGUCAUCACACGAAGCAGUAAUGUUUAUGGACCACAUCAAUAUCCAGAAAAGGUUAUUCCAAAAUUUAUAUCUUUACUUCAACACAACAGGAAAUGCUGCAUUCAUGGAUCAGGGCUUCAAACAAGAAACUUCCUUUAUGCUACUGAUGUAGUAGAAGCAUUUCUCACUGUCCUCAAAAAGGGAAAACCAGGUGAAAUUUAUAACAUUGGAACCAAUUUUGAAAUGUCAGUUCUCCAGCUUGCCAAAGAACUAAUACAACUGAUCAAAGAGACCAAUUCAGAGUCUGAAAUGGAAACCUGGGUUGAGUAUGUUAAUGAUAGACCUACCAAUGACAUGAGAUAUCCAAUGAAAUCAGAAAAAAUACAUGGCUUAGGAUGGAGACCUAAAGUGCCUUGGAAAGAAGGAAUAAAGAAAACAAUUGAGUGGUACGGAGAGAAUUUUCACAACUGGAAGAAUGCAGAAAAGGCAUUAGAACCCUUUCCAGUACAACCACCGUUUGUAUAG